AAUUGUGUUUACUGGGUGGAGCUGACAGCAACACAAUGAGUUGCCAGCUCCCCCUCCCAACAGAGCCGCUUUGCUCUCACCAGACUCAGAAUCAGGCGGGCUCACAUGGGCAAAGCUGCCUGCGCUAAAGAAGAGCCACCCGUCAAACUUAUUACAGCAACUACUCAACCUGUUCAACAACCUGCAAUGUGUCCAAACGCAACAUCGCUUCCAAAAACGCGUUCAUUUGUGGAAAAGGUGCAUGUGCCUAUUUGAUUUUUGUUCCCUUUUGGUUAACGUGCGUAAGUUGCUUGUGCGCGUCCCAAUCAAAGCGCACCGGCAGUAUACACGGAAAAAGUGCGGUCAUGGCGUAUCCUCAGGGUUUUCUGUUCCAGCCGUCGGUUUCGCUGGCGCUGCACUCCUGCCCGUCGUUCAACUCCAGCGUGAUUUUAGGACCACGGACAGAGGAGCUCGGACGCUCCUCCUCGGGUUCCGCUUUCGCGCCAUACGCGGGAUCCACGACGUUUAGCAGCUCGUCACCGAGCUUCAACUCCCACCUGCCCUACGGCGGAGAGCCACGGCCGGCGGCAACUUUGAAUUCCUUCGUGGGGCCUGCUUAUGACUCCUCGGCCAUCAGCGGUUCCCUGGACUAUCACCCGUUCGGCGGGGCCCUGGGAGCCUUCCCAUACGGGGACCCCGCGUACCGGAAGAACGCCACCAGGGACGCGACCACCACCCUCAAAGCAUGGCUCAACGAGCACCGAAAGAACCCCUACCCCACCAAAGGAGAGAAGAUCAUGCUGGCCAUCAUCACUAAGAUGACCCUGACCCAGGUCUCCACCUGGUUUGCAAACGCCCGCCGGCGCCUCAAGAAGGAGAACAAAAUGACGUGGACCCCCAGGACCAGGAGUGAGGAUGAGGAGGAGGAUGAUAACAUUGACCUUGAAAGGAACGACGAGGAUGAAGAGCCGAUCAAACCGACCACAGAGGAGAUCGAGUCGAACAACGAUGUUGCUGGAUCCAACCCAGCCUCGAAGCCCGAGACGCACACAGAGUGCCGUGGCAGCAGUAGUGAGACGGAAUGUGGUUCAGCUGAACCGGAUUUGAAAGACCACGGGGAGAGGAGACUGUUCCAGACCCCGGUGCCUGGCACGGGUCUGUCCUACGCUAGCGCCCUGCUGGGGACGCCCCGGGUGUCGGAGUCAGGCCGCGCGGGCAGCCCCACAUCAAAGCGGCUUGUCGUUGAAUCUGGAAGCGGCGUGUCCAGCCAGGCAACGGCUGUUAUCCGCUCGCCAAACCCCGCUGCCCCCAAACCCAAGUUGUGGUCGCUCGCAGAGAUUGCUACUUCUUCGGAUAAUAAAUGUAGAGGAUCUAAUCCCACGAGUACUUCGACGCGGACUCAGUUCCCCCAUGGCGCGCCCCUUUCCAGACGCCUGUACUACACGUCUCCCUUUAUCCCCGGCUAUUCAAACUAUGGCACGUUUGGACACCUACACAGCGGCCCCGGAUCAAAUAUGGGCUCCACGACACAUUUAAACGGAUUACAUCAAACCCUGCUGCAGAGGGCCGAGGCGAUCGCCAGAGACUGUAAACUGCGAAGUCAAACACAGUUAGACCUUGGCAGAGAAUUAACACAGCACCAAGUCAAGAAAGGUUUGGCAAAUGUGUAGAUUUAUCGGACUUUUUAGAUUGACAUAUUUAUUUGGACACAGCCGUAUUUGUUGGAUGCCUUUCUGACCUUUCCUGGAGAUAAAAUAAAGUAAAAAAAAUAAAAAGGAAUUUUCUGAAUGCGGA
Molecule: messenger RNA, 1773 nt
Organism: Gadus macrocephalus (Pacific cod)
Lineage: Eukaryota; Metazoa; Chordata; Actinopteri; Gadiformes; Gadidae
Product: Iroquois homeobox protein 5a-like
Exons: 3
Coding region: 345-1649 (434 amino acids)
Biological process (GO): regulation of transcription by RNA polymerase II; cell development; neuron differentiation
Cellular component (GO): nucleus
Molecular function (GO): RNA polymerase II cis-regulatory region sequence-specific DNA binding; DNA-binding transcription factor activity, RNA polymerase II-specific
Source: RefSeq, a predicted model, not a curated record